Prorocentrum cordatum is the source of this 1225-nucleotide messenger RNA. The record is from the annotation of a GenBank genome assembly. Lineage: Eukaryota; Dinophyceae; Prorocentrales; Prorocentraceae.
CCUCCUCCUCCUCCUCCUCCUCCCCUAGCCCCACCCUGAACUCAUUAUCCUACCACCCUCCGCCCUCCGCAAGGGUGGAGUUGACAGUGGCUCCUCUCUUUUGUCACGAGCUGGCCUUCACAGUUUUCCCGCCCCAAUCGGACCCCAGUGGGGAAUAUCAUGUUGGUCUGUCAAGUGCGUGUGCUGAUGAAAAAUACGUGCUCAGCUUGCUGCUCCCUGCAGGAGUACUGGCGCCGGCAGAUUGUCGAUCGACAACAGAACAUCCGCUUCAGGCAGUGCAGGGACGACCUGGUCCUGGACACCGACAUGGGCGCAUGCCUUGCAAAGUGGCCCGACCAUACUGCCAAUCUUGUUUUCCAUUGCUUUACUUGCUCACUUUUUGGGGGGCGAUGGCGAUUUCCUUGUUGGUAGAGCGAUGCUGGUCCCGCGCGAUCGCAGCACUACGAAGGGACCUCCACCGUAGCGGCUCUGAACCCUGCUUGCUGGGCGAAAGUUCUUUACCGUCGCCCACUCCCUUUCCCAUCCUCCUCCCGCCUGCCUCCCUUCUCGUUCCCCCCUAGCUUGGAACCAGUUGACCCGGACGAUCUCCAUUGCUCCUGUUUGUAGCUUUGCCAUCAGUUCCUUUAUUUUUUGCCCUCCCCUGCUCUGAUGAAGCGUUGCCCCAGUGCGAGGUGGGAUGUGAGCUUCGAGACCAAAGGCCGCAAUGGCGAUUGGAGGCCCGCUACGUUACUUGUCCAUGUGGCCCUCCUGAAAUUGGAGCGAUCGCGUGGAACGUACGCCAGGGGCACCAAGAUUGCGCUCAGGAUUGCAUCUUUGGAGGAGUACUGGCACAGUCUGUCCAUGGAUGGCACAGAGAAGGGCGGCGAGUGGGACACCUCCGGGAUGACGCCCCAGCAGAGGGCGGCCGCGGCCAAGAGGAGGCUGCAGACGCAGCAGCUGGAGCAGGCGAGGCGGCUGAUGCAGGGCAAGGGGCUGCAGCCCGCGGUCGUGGCCUCGAUGCUGCAGGCCCAGGCGCUGCACCAGCAGGGCCCCGGCGCUGGCGCCAGGGUAACGAAGGGCGCUGCGAAGGGCCUUGACCCGACCACCACCUUCAACAGGUGCUGGGACUUCGACAAGGGGAAGUGCUCUCGAGGGAGCAGCUGCUGGUACCUGCACGUCGAGGAUGGAGGCAAGGGCGGCAAGAGCAAAGACGAGGCAGGCAAGACAAGGCCUGCGCUGGGCGAGG